Phytophthora infestans T30-4 is the source of this 693-nucleotide messenger RNA. RefSeq names its product retinol dehydrogenase, putative. The transcript has a single exon. Lineage: Eukaryota; Oomycota; Peronosporomycetes; Peronosporales; Peronosporaceae. The coding region runs from base 1 to 693 and encodes 230 amino acids. The record is from RefSeq and is a predicted model, not a curated record.
AUGUUCAAAAAGAUGCACCCUCGCUUGGAUCUGCUUGUUAACAACGCUGGGGUUGUUGGGGGCACGUACACAAAGACAGUGGACGGCUAUGAACUUCAGUUCGCCACCAACUACCUGGGGCAUUUUGCGUUGACAGCGCAACUCUUCGACCAGCUAAAGAAGAGCGAGUCGUCUCGGGUCGUCACCGUUAGCAGUCUCCUUCAUCGUCACGCAUACUUCUUCUUUAACGAGGACAAGAUCAUGGCCAACAAUGAGGAAGAGUACGGACAGAUCACGACUUAUUGUGUCUCGAAGCUCUGCAACCUUCUCUUCACGCUGGAGCUUGAUCGUCGACUGAAAGCUGCGGGCAUCAACAACAUUACCACAGCAGCUGCUCACCCUGGAUACUGCGAUACCAAGAUCAUGAAGAAAGGUGCAGAUACCAACCGCGACAGCUGGCUCUGGUGGUUGGUUUUCCGCACGGUGGCGGUCGCGCCGCCACAAAGUGCGGAGAAGGGAGCGCUGCCAAUUCUGUAUGCUGCCACGGCUGACGGUGUAAAGGGUGGCGAUUACUUCGGACCAAAGUACUUGGAGUGCUAUGGCUCACCGAUUCGCGAGGACCCGUCGACCUUGAGUAAGUCUGAGCCUGCAGCUGUCAAGCUCUGGGCGUUCAGCGAGAAGCUCACACACCUUACGUUUGAGGUGGUCAAGUGA